Molecule: messenger RNA, 3312 nt
Organism: Sciurus carolinensis (gray squirrel)
Lineage: Eukaryota; Metazoa; Chordata; Mammalia; Rodentia; Sciuridae
Gene: Agbl1
Product: AGBL carboxypeptidase 1
Exons: 24
Coding region: 91-3312 (1073 amino acids)
Biological process (GO): proteolysis; C-terminal protein deglutamylation; protein side chain deglutamylation
Molecular function (GO): zinc ion binding; metallocarboxypeptidase activity
Source: RefSeq, a predicted model, not a curated record
UAGAGCUCCUCUGACAAGGCAUCCAUCCUGACCAUCCUCCAGGUCCUUGGAGAUCUUCUUUCUGUUGGUACAGACAGGAGGAUUCACUAUAUGAUCAGCAAAGGUGGUAGUGAAGCCCUUCUGCAGACUCUGGUGGACACUGCAAGGACAGCUUCUCCUGACUAUGACAUUCUCCUGCCUCUCUUCAGACUGCUGGCCAAAGUUGGCUUACGAGAUAAAAAGUUUGGACAGAAGGCACUGGAAUUGGAAGCACUUGAUGUGACAUUGAUUUUGACCAGGAAAAACCUGUCCCAUAGCCACAACCUCCUGCACUGUCUCUGGGUUCUGCGUGUGUUCGCUUCCAGUGUAACCACAGGAGCCAUGCUGGGAAUUAAUGGAGCCAUGGAACUGCUUUUCAAGGUCAUUACGCCUUAUACCCGAAAGCACACACGAACAAUCAGGGCAGCCACUGAAGUUUUGGCAGCAUUGCUGAAAUCCAAGUCUAACAGCCGCAGGGCGGUGAACAGAGGCUAUGUCACCAGCUUGCUCAGACUACAUCAGGACUGGCACAGUCACGACACCUUCAACACCUUCGUGAUGAUCCGUCGAGGUCUUCUGCUCUGCCUCCAGCACAUCGCCAUCUUCCGGUCAGGCAGGGAAGCCUUCCUGGCGGCCCAGGGCAUGGAGACCCUCUUCAGCAUCACACAGAAUUGCCUGGACAACAAGGGCAUGGAGCCUGUCAUUUCUGUCAUGCUGCAGAUCCUGAGGCAAUGCUACCCAGAGAGUCCACUUCCCUUGGUCACAGCCAGCAGUGCCUAUGCCUUCUCAGUCCCUGGGAGCAUCGCCGCUGAGCCUCCACCUGCUCUAUCUGAAGAAGAUUUUGAAGAUGAAGGUGAUGAAGAGGUGGAAAAAGACUCGGAUUCCGAGGAUGUGAAAGAGGAAUAUGAUGACUUGGAAACCGAUGUGGAGAAGCUGAGUUCCAAACCUGGACUUGACCGACCUGAAGAGGAACUAAUGCAAUAUGAGUCGAUGUGUCUUGAACUCUCCUAUAGCUUUGAGGAACUAGAGUCCAAAUCUGGAGAUGAGUCAAACUCUGAAGACUCUCAGUACACCAAUCACCACCACAUUCCCACUGCUGCCUCCCCAAAGCAGCACUGCUUGAAGAAGGACCAAACCUCCUGGGGGCAAGAAAAAGAAGACACAGUUCAGACUUCUCUCCUGAGCAUGGUGAAGAUGGGAAGGUCCACUGUGCAUCUGUCCUCCAAAAAAGGACCUGUAAUGAACAUAUACCAUGAUAUGCAAUCCAAAAGUCUUGGGAUAAAUUCUCUUGGAAAUGAUAUCCCUGACAUUCAGACUUCCCCAAAAGAGGAUGCCUGGGACAUAGAAGCAAUUUCUUGCCCAAGUAUGAGUGCCUCCUUUUCCAAUUCCACUAGUCCUAGAGAAGCUGGUGAAGUAAUAGAUAAGCUUCUGCACAUACAUCCCAAACAUAUCCCUUUCCAUGAUCCCUGUCUUUAUAUGGCCAAAGCCAGAAGAACCAGAUCUGUGGUGGACUUCAAGAUGGUAGCAUUUCCUGAUAUCUGGGGACACUGUCCACCUCCCUCUGCUCAGUCCAUGUUGGAACGCAAAUGUGGAGUCCAGAGAAUCAAGAUAUUUGAGGAUGUCCGGAGGUUCAUCCAGCCAAGUGAUGUUAUAAAUAAAGUUAUCUUCAGCUUAGACAAGCCUUGGCCUUUGCAAGACACAGCUUCCGGUUGCCUAAGGUUCUUCUCCAAGUUUGAGUCAGGAAAUCUUCGCAAAGCCAUCCAAGUGCGUGAGUUUGAGUAUGACUUGUUGAUCAAUGCUGAUGUGAACAGCUGCCAGCAUCAGCAAUGGUUCUACUUCAAGGUGAGCGGUAUGAGAGCCAACAUCCCUUAUCGCUUCAACAUCAUCAACUGUGAGAAGCCCAACAGCCAAUUUAAUUAUGGGAUGCAGCCAACCCUGUACUCUCUGAAGGAGGCUCUUCUGGGCAGACCCAGUUGGAUAAGGACUGGCAAUGAGAUUUGUUAUUACAAAAAUCAUUAUCGCCAGAGGGCCGCUGCCACAGGUGGAGCAUCUGGGAAGUGCUAUUACACCCUCACCUUUGUGGUCACCUUCCCCCAUGAUGAGGAUGUCUGCUACCUGGCCUACCACUAUCCCUACACCUACACAGCCCUCAUGACUCACCUUGACCUCCUGGGAAAAAGUAUCAACCCCAGGCAAGUCUACUUCCGGCAGGAGGUUCUCUGCCACACUCUGGGAGGGAAUCCGUGUCCUCUGGUGACCAUCACGGCCAUGCCUGAGUCCAGCAGCACUGACCACCUGGAGCAGUUCCGACAUCGUCCCUAUCAGGUUAUCACCGCUCGAGUCCACCCAGGAGAGAGCAAUGCCAGUUGGGUGAUGAAGGGGACCUUGGAGUUCCUGGUCAGCAGUGACCCUGUGGCAAGGCUCUUGAGGGAAAACUUCAUUUUCAAAAUCAUCCCUAUGCUCAAUCCUGAUGGUGUCAUCAACGGCAACCACAGAUGCUCACUGAGAGGGGAGGAUUUGAACAGACAGUGGAUUUCUCCCCAAGCUCAUCUCCAGCCAACGAUUUACCAUGCAAAAGGACUCCUUCACUACCUGUGCAGCAUUGGCCGGAGUCCCGUGGUCUUCUGUGAUUUCCAUGGUCAUUCCCAAAAGAAGAACGUGUUCCUCUACGGUUGCAGUGUCAAGGAGACCCUGUGGCAAGCAGGCUGUACUGUCAGUGCAUCUACUCUUUUGGAGGAUGUCAACUACAGGACUCUUCCCAAAAUCCUUGAUAAGCUAGCACCAGCAUUCACAAUGAGCAGCUGCAGUUUCCUUGUGGAGAAAUCCCGAGCCUCUACUGCCCGGGUUGUGGUGUGGAGAGAGAUGGGAGUGUCCAGAAGCUAUACCAUGGAGAGUAGCUACUGUGGCUGCAACCAGGGCCCCUAUCAGGGUCUCCAGUUUGGCACCAGUGAACUAGAGGAGAUGGGAGCCAUGUUCUGCUUGGGCCUCCUUAUCUUGGAACUCAAAUCCGUAAGCUGCAGCCAUCAGCUCCUGAAUCAAGCUGCAACUCUGCUGAAUGCAGAAGAUGCUCUAGACUACCACCUCCAGCGGUGCUCUAGCAGUUCAGGUUCCAACCCUAGAGAGCUGGAUGACGAACCAGCCUGCAUGGAGGAAAUCGACUAUAGCACAGACAGCAGCAUGGACCAGGAAGGGAACUUUGCUGAGCUGGACCGGCAAAUCCAGGAGUGUGCUCUCAAUAUGGAUGAGGAGGAAGAAGAGGAGGUGACAGGGAGGAGGACAGAAAGCAUCCCAUAG